This is a messenger RNA of Zygotorulaspora mrakii, 2628 nucleotides long. It is a transcript of the gene SUL1, whose product is annotated as sulfate permease. The transcript has a single exon. The record is from RefSeq and is a predicted model, not a curated record. Gene Ontology annotation, biological process: transmembrane transport. Gene Ontology annotation, cellular component: membrane. Bases 1 to 2628 code for a protein of 875 amino acids. NCBI's taxonomy places the organism in Eukaryota, Fungi, Ascomycota, Saccharomycetes, Saccharomycetales, Saccharomycetaceae. Gene Ontology annotation, molecular function: secondary active sulfate transmembrane transporter activity.
AUGGACGGAACGGAUUCUCUUUCAGGAAGUCACAAGGGAUCUGAAGUAGCCAUAGAGCGCGAAAGCGUCGAUCCCGAAUACAGCGAGUUAGAAGCAGAGUACGUGAAAUACAAAGCCAACGAGGAAGAAUAUACGCAGCACAAACCUGGAAAUAAUGACGAGAAAAAAGGCAGAGGGAAAAAUUCUCAGAGGCCUGGAUCUAUCGAGGUUGAAGGUGAGGUCCCGCGCUUAUCAUACGGGUCGAUACCUUCUUUUGAAGAGGAGGCAGUAACCAUCAAAGAGUAUUUCGAUCAUUCAGUAAGAGAGAAGCUAACAGUAAGGUCGGUAGGCAGUUACUUUACCUCUCUGUUUCCAAUUAUACGUUGGCUUCCACAUUAUAACUUUAAGUGGGCUUAUGCUGAUCUAGUUGCAGGUAUAACGGUCGGGUGUGUGCUCGUUCCGCAGUCAAUGUCGUAUGCACAGAUUGCUAGUUUGGCACCACAAUAUGGUCUUUACUCAUCCUUCAUUGGUGCAUUCAUUUAUUCUUUAUUUGCAACAUCCAAGGAUGUCUGCAUUGGGCCUGUUGCAGUUAUGUCCUUGCAGACUGCAAAAGUCAUUUCGUUAGUUUUGGAAAAAUAUCCAGAAGGCAACACAGAAGUUACAGCUCCAAUAAUUGCAACAACUUUGGCUUUGCUCUGUGGUAUUGUGUCUUUUGGCCUAGGUGUUCUACGUCUUGGUUUCUUAGUUGAGUUGAUCUCAUUAAAUGCGGUUGCUGGUUUCAUGACGGGUUCGUCUUUCAACAUCAUCUGGGGACAGGUUCCUGCUCUUAUGGGAUACAAUAGUUUGGUGAAUACAAGAAAUGCAACAUACAGAGUGGUCAUUGAUAGUUUGAAACACUUGCCAGACACAACACUUGAUGCAGUAUUUGGAUUAAUCCCAUUAGUGCUGCUAUACGUCUGGAAAUGGUGGUGCGAUAAAAUGGGUCCUUAUUUGGCAGAUAAGUACUAUAGAAAUGAUCCAAAAAAAGCACAGAUUUUGAAAACAUGUUAUUUUUAUGCUCAGGCUUUGAGGAAUGCAGUAAUUAUUAUUGUUUUCACGGCAAUAUCGUGGCGCAUAACAAGACACAAAUCCAGAAGUGAGCGCCCAAUUAGUAUAUUAGGAACAGUGCCUUCCGGCUUGAGAGAUGUAGGUGUGAUGAAAAUCCCUGAAGGAUUGCUAUUAAAGAUGAGUUCUGAUAUUCCCUCCUCAAUAAUUGUUCUGGUGCUUGAACAUAUAGCUAUUUCGAAGUCUUUCGGAAGGCUCAAUGAUUAUAAGGUCGUUCCUGAUCAGGAAUUAAUUGCGAUUGGUGUUACAAAUUUGAUCGGCACCUUUUUCCAUGCAUAUCCAACAACAGGGUCGUUUUCAAGAUCAGCUUUGAAAGCAAAAUGUAAUGUGCGUACACCAUUUUCGGGUAUUUUCACUGGUGCCUGUGUUUUGCUGGCACUUUACUGUUUGACUGAUGCUUUUUUCUUCAUACCUAAGGCCACGUUAUCCGCUAUUAUUAUUCAUGCAGUCUCUGACUUGCUUGCAUCUUAUAAUACUACUCUAACGUUCUGGAAAACGAAUCCAUUGGAUGGCCUUUCAUUCAUCAUCACUGUUUUGAUCACAGUUUUUUCGUCAAUCGAGAAUGGAAUAUAUUUUGCUAUGUGUUGGUCAGCGGCGAUGCUUUUACUGAAGCAAGCAUUUCCUGCGGGCAAGUUUUUGGGACGUGUGGAAGUUGUUGAAGUUUUAAACCCCACAAUUCAGACGGGUGUGUCUGUGGGACAUUCAAGUGUUGAUACGCAACUGACGCCUGCCGGAAGUGAUAAACAAUCAAAGGACAUUCUGAGUAGCAUUGAGAUUGCGUCGCCUUCAACAUAUAGAUUUACCAAUGUUUGGGUUCCUUUCGAUCACGGUUAUACAAGAGAGCUCAAUUGUGGUAUUUCCAUUUUACAACCUCCCUCGGGUGUGCUGGUUUAUCGCUUUGGCGAUAGCUAUACAUAUAUCAAUUGUUCCAGACACUAUGACAUUAUUUUCGACCGCAUUAAAAGAGAUACCAGAAGAGGACAGCUGGUACAGGCCAGAAAUGUAGGCGAUAGACCAUGGAACGAUCCAGGAGAGUGGGAAUGCCCCAAAGCUAUCAAAAGAUUUUUCAAACGUGGUCCACAUGACAGAGGAGAUGAAGAGGUUCAGGCUGUGUCGCAUCCCUCCACCAAUAUUGAAGAAGACGAAAAGCCUGUCUUGAAAAUUUUAUGCUUAGACUUUUCACAAGUGGCUCAGGUGGAUUCCACUGCCAUCCAAAGUCUUGUAGAUCUUAGAAAAGCGGUAAACAGAUACGCAGACAGACAGGUUGAAUUCCAUUUUGCUGGAAUAAUAUCCCCCUGGAUAAAGAAGGGUUUAUUGAGCGUCGGAUUUGGGAUGGUAAACUCCGAGUAUAGUGAUGAAUCUAUAAUUAUUGAUCAUUCGAGCUAUCAUGUUGCAAAAGGAAAAAGAACAGAGGAUGGGUAUUUAACGGAUAGUAGCGAGAUGAUUUCAACAGACGAUACUCAUAUCAAUAUCCACACUGUCAGUGGUACUAAUCUCCCCUUUUUUCAUAUAAAUAUUCCUGAUUUCUCGAAAUGGGACGUCUAG